CUUCGCUUCAUUUUCCCAAUGAGCAUCUCCGCUCGAGUCUCCAGAAACAAGUGACACCUCAUCAGACAACAUGGGGGAAGCGAAAAUCCCCAGACAGUUGUUUCUGUGGAGCAUUGCCGUUGUUUACGUGUGUACUUUUGCAUCCAUCUACAUCCAGAUACCAGGUUUGUAUGGAGAUGACGGCAUUGUCCCCGUCCGCCUGCUGAUGCCCCGGGUGCAGCGGCCCCUGCUGGAACAGCUUCAGGCCUUCCCGUCCCUGCUGUGGUUGGGCCCAUCUCUGGGUCUGGAGCCCCAGCAAGCCCUGGAGCUCAUCUGCCUGCUCGGGGUGGUGCUAGGCCUGGGUGCUGUGCUACUGGGGCCACUGAGAGACAGUCUCAUCUACCUCUGCCUGUGGGCCCUAUACCUCUCACUCUAUAAUGUUGGAGGGGACUUCCUCCGCUCUGAAUGGGAUAUGCUGCUGUUGGAGGCGGGGUUUCUGGCUGUGCUUGUUGCUCCUUUUGGUCUGCUACGGGGUCGCUCCUCUUAUAGGUACCAUGACCCUGUGACCUUUUGGUUGACCCGCUGGCUGUUGUUCCGGCUCACCUUCUGCACAGGUGCAAGUAAGCUGGCCAGUGGCGACCCUGCCUGGUGGAGUCUCUCAGCUCUGAGUCAUCAUUUUGAGAACCAGAUAAGUCCCACCCCUUUGGCCUGGCACGCCCAUCAGCUCCCUGCUUGGUUGUUGAGAUUUGGAGCAGUGGCUCUGUUGCAGUGUGAGAUUGUAGUUCCUCUUCUAACGUUCUUCGCUCCCAUUCGCCGUUUGAGACUGUUUGGCUUUUAUAUUCAGAUUUUUCUCCAGCUCUGUCACAUCCUAACAGGCAACUGCAGUCUUCUAAAUCUGCUGAGCAUCGCUCUGAGCUUCUCAUUAUUGGAUGAUGAUCACUUCACCUCUAGUGCUGCUCCAAAGAAAAAGAAGAAAACCCGGAGCUGGACACUUUGGUCUUUGGUCUCUCUCUUGGUGUUGCUGGUAGAGAUGGCCGUGUACGCCUUGAUCUUAUACAGUGAAGUUAAACUUUUCAAACUGCAGAUUAAUUGGGGACAAAAGACUUUGACAUCCACAAUAGAUUUCACUCGAAAGGAGUUUGAGGAGUUCAUGCAGUUUGUUCAUGUGCCCACUAUUUGGGUUGGUGUGUUGUCUUUCACUUGGGAAGCAGUAGCAGCCAUGCUAAAGUGUGUGUGCACACGAGGCGUUCUCGGCAAGCUUUGGUCCCUCAUCCAGUGGGCAGUUAUUAUGGCAGCCUCUAUAGGCGUAUUCACCCUCAGUGUAGUUCCGUAUGCAGCCAUGACUGGAAUAUCACUGCUGCCUGAAGUGAGAGAUACUUACAGUGCUGUGGAGAGGUUCCAGUUGGUCGGGGCCUAUGGCAUCCAGCACAGAAUGACAUCUGCUUUGGGCAGGCCUGAGAUCAUUUUAGAGGGCAGCUAUGACGGCCUGACAUGGAAUGAAAUAGACCUCAUGUAUAAGAUAGGAAGUGUGAAUGUAGCCCCGCCCAUAGCUGGACCCCAUCAGCCACGGCUGGAGUGGCUAAUGUGGCAGGCUGCUCAGGGUGGGCAUGAUCAAAGCCCCUGGUUUACAGGUCUUGUACAGCGGCUCCUACAGGGCAAACCUGAGGUGGUUAGUCUGCUUCAGAUAGAUGAAACGCUGUACCCCUUCAGUCAGAAACCACCAGCCCUCAUAAAAGCCACGCUUUACAACUACCACUUCACAGACCCUGCAGAAGACAAGUCCCAUCGGCAGGCCUGGUGGAAGAGGAAGUACACAGAGAAUUUUCUUCCCGUUGUAAACCUUGGUGACUCCAUACUAGAAAAAAUGUUAGAGGAGUCUGGUCUGAAGGAAAAGUUCCCAGUUCAGCCUAGUUCAGACACGCCUGUAUCCAAAGCCCUGAGCCACAUUCGGGGCCACCUGAAAGGCCUCUCGGGGCCCCUGCUGCUUUCAACUCUGUUGGCUACUUUAGUCGGUAUCUUCCUCAUCAAAUCCACCUUCUCCUGGGCUUUAGGAGGCCGAAAGCCCAAAGCAGCUACAGCUGAUCACAAGACUAAGAAACCCAGAGAGCCCACAUCCAACCGGGGCAACAGGAAGGACAACACAGAGGACAUGAAGUUGGACUCAGAAAAGAGCCCCCGCAGGAGGAAAUGAGUUGUCACUUUGUGCCUUCGUGUUUGGCAAGAUGCGAUGACAAAUGAUUCUUUCUCAGAUGUACACUUUUCUAAGAUCAGUUCUUUGAUAUUCAUAUCUGUCUCACAGCUCAGAUUUGAGUGUUUACCACCACAACGUUUUCUAUCAAAGUCCCUCUUUCUCGUUGUGUCAAAAUCAAGAAGUACAUGUCAUCAUGCAAACUGACAGUUCAUGCGGUACUUGAUUUCAUUGGCUUUGAACAUAAACCAUCCAUUUUUAAACUGUCAUCCGUUACACCCAUGUUUAUACACCGUGGAUGUCCCAAAGAUUAAAGCACAAAUGCUGUUUAACUCAUUAAACGGUUGUUGAUACAUUAAUUUAUUCCCCAGUUAUUUUUGUUACUUUCUCACUUUUUUCUAAAUGUUACUUUUCUCCUUAAAUAAAAUUUUGAAAGAUGCCUCUUUUUCAAAAGGCAAUGUCAAAGGGUGGAAUGUCAUUUAGCAG
Messenger RNA from Xyrauchen texanus (razorback sucker), 2653 nucleotides. It is a transcript of the gene lmf2b, whose product is annotated as lipase maturation factor 2b. The record is from RefSeq and is a predicted model, not a curated record. Gene Ontology annotation, cellular component: endoplasmic reticulum membrane. Lineage: Eukaryota; Metazoa; Chordata; Actinopteri; Cypriniformes; Catostomidae. Bases 71 to 2170 code for a protein of 699 amino acids. The transcript has 14 exons. Gene Ontology annotation, biological process: protein maturation.